Messenger RNA from Hippoglossus stenolepis (Pacific halibut), 2714 nucleotides. It is a transcript of the gene tmem110l, whose product is annotated as transmembrane protein 110, like. NCBI's taxonomy places the organism in Eukaryota, Metazoa, Chordata, Actinopteri, Pleuronectiformes, Pleuronectidae. The record is from RefSeq and is a predicted model, not a curated record. Bases 264 to 1154 code for a protein of 296 amino acids. Gene Ontology annotation, cellular component: membrane. The transcript is spliced from 8 exons.
AUUGUGAAGGGCCCGGACCAGAAGCGCUUUGAUCUCCGUGUCUCUUUGUUGUUUUCGUGUUGAACAUGAAUGUGACUGUGAUCCUCGAUGCAGCGGUUUGCUUCGGUCUCGUGAGGAGAUUCAACAUCUGGAGACACUGAGGAGACAAAACAACUUUAAGUUAAAGAUCCUUUGUGGGGUCGGUUUGUUUUCUCCACCAGCCCCAGGAACACUCGGCCCACCCGGGGGAGGAGACGGUGCCGUUCCACCGUGUCAACGUGGACAUGUUCGAUUCCGGCGUCGUCGAGCGGUUCCAGGACGUGUCCAACAUGUCGGACAUCAACAAGGCGAAUCCUCACGGCUGCGACAACGGGGCCCUGACGGACCGGUUCGGGGUUUUGAUCCAGGCGCUGCUGGCCGCGGUCGCCUUCAGCACGUUGAUGCUGAAGAGGUUCCGCGAGCCUGUUGGGAUCAGACGACCGUGGAGGAUCUGGUUUUACGACACGUCCAAACAGGCCAUCGGCGCCCUCUUCAUCCACUUUGCCAACGUCUUCCUCUCCACGCUCACCGAAGAGGACCCCUGCUCGCUGUAUCUGAUGAACUUCCUGCUCGACGCCACGCUGGGGAUGCUGGUCAUCUGGCUCGCCAUCAAGUUGGUGUCCAAGCUGGUGGAGUACAAGCAGUGGACGCUGCUGAUGUUCGGGGAGUACGGCGACCCCCCUCAGGCGGCGGCGUGGCUCGGUCAGUGUGGCGUCUACCUGCUCAUCAUGGUGCUGGAGAAAGGUGCGACCAGCCUGGUGCUGCUCGUCCCCGGAUGGUCCAAGCUGCAGGAGGUGUUGCUGGGCUACAUCGCUAACCCUCAGCUGGAGCUGGUGCUGGUCAUGCUCAUCGUGCCCUUCAUCGUCAACUCCAUCAUGUUCUGGGUGGUGGACAGCCUGAUGAUGAGGAAGUACAAGACGAUGAAGGGCCUGGACGACUCCUGCGACAGCUCGGGGAAGAAGUCCGACUCGUCGCCCUGUGUGGACGGCGAGGAGUCUCGGGUGCUGCUGACCGCCGAGACGGACACGGAUGAGGCGUCGUCGUCGUCGGAGGAGGAGGAGCCUGGCGACGAGGGACCAGUCCCCAGUGUGCUUUAUUCAGGGGGACCAAUAAGACCCAGCUGGGUGUUGGUGUAAAACCAGGUGACGUCCGACUCAUCCCUCCACUGUCCACUCACACUUAGGAGCCCAAAUACGGACAAGACCAAAAAAGCCUUGCAUCCUUGUGUCCUCAGAUUUAAAGGUCUAAAUAUCAGCAAUUGAAGGUCAUAUAACCUGCGAAUGUGAACACUGCAGCUGCCUUCUUCCUCCGCCCUGAAGGUGUGAAUCGUCGCAGGUGGAGCCCGACUCUGCAGAUGCAUGAAAAUCAAACUGCAUUCUGGGAUUUAAAAAAAAAAUCUCUUUAAUCCUCUCACCGUGCUGCCUCCGACUCUGCUGCGGCGCGGCAUCAGAGCGUGACCACAUCCGAACGCGUGAGGAGAGAUUAUCCAGCAGCGCGGCCGCCGCAGGGCAAAGCAAACGGAAAAGGAAGUGAAGUUAAUCCGUCCUUCUUUUCCACAUCGGGGACUUUUUUCAGUGAAUUAUCUUUACAUAUAUAUCAGAAAGUGCUUUAAAGCUUUACUCAAUCAAAUAUAACCACUUCAAAUCUGCCUUUUUUUUUAACGAAGGUGUAAUUAUAGUCAUUCCUCGUGUUUUUUAAAAACCAUGCACGGACCAAACAUGUUGACGUCCAACGGUUUUACUGCUUUGCUGCUUUUAAAGAGACGAGAUGUGGGAAACACACAGCAGACAAGUUAGUUUGAGUCCGUGUGACGAUUAAUUAAUGACAAAAUAUACAUGAAUCAAAAAAGGAAAUCAUUUAUGAGAAAAUAUGAGAUUAGCAAAGAUUUUGAGAAAUAUUUUACUUAUGUUAAGUCUAGAAUUGAGAGACAAAUCAGUAUUUAAACAAUUUUGAUUUUAAAUGAGAGAAUCAAAACAGCUCUUGUGUCAGUCUGUUAAAUACGUAGCGGGUUAGCUUAGCAUCAAGACUGUAAAUUGGUGUGGCUCCGUCCAUACGCCAGUUAUCGCACAGAUGUGAGUAAAAUGGUGUUAAUCUCCUCAAAAAUACAUAUUUUCCAAAAUGGGGAAACUAUUCCUCUAAAGACAUUUUCUUUAUUUUGUCAAUAUUAAAACACAAAAGUUUUUCUAAAGUAAAAGAACUGGCCCUACGAUUGGUUCUACUCCCUCGUGGUCGUUCUCUCUGUGGGAGGAUGCAGCAGCUGUUUGCAACUCGUGGCACAUGUCUUUAUUUAUUCUGUUUAUAUUUUAUAUAAGUAUUUGACUUUAUAUAUAUAUAUUGUGUUCUGACCUGUGGUGACAACAGUGGAAUAGAAGUUUUUUUUUUAAGUCUGUGAUGUAAACGGGAGAAAUUUCCGAGUCGUCGCCAAACUACAGUUUUAACUUCCGAAUGAAUGGAAGUAGGUGACUUUUGUAUAUUAAUCAUCAAACGUGUCAGUUUACUUGUUUACAUUUAUAGCUUUGACAUAUUCCGUCUGUCAUGAUUUAUUUUGUAUUCCAACGUAGCUUUUGUGUAAUUUUUUUUUAAAUAAAUGAAAUGACGAACACAGCACGUCCCUUAAAGUGUCGUCAUUGGGUCGAACCACGGUGCUUCUGUAUGUCUUAAAUCUGUACGAUGAAUAAAGAUGGCUGACACACGAA